AGGGACGCAUUAAUCCCGACUGAGUGAUGAAGAAUAAGGGCGCACUGACAUCUGGCAUAUAAAAAACCAAACUGCUGUGCUUUGAGAACACAGGCUAAGAGAUAAAACACCUUCCCCCACUUACAGAUGCUGGACUCACAAAAAAUGCAAGAAUCAUCACAAUGCCUCUAUGGCUAUUGUUACCAGGAUAGCAACGAUAUCCCAGACACACUGACGACCAUCACUGAACUAGGCUCGCCUUUAGAGAUGAUUCAGCUUUUACAGACGUCCUGGGAAGACAGAUUUCGAAUAUGUCUCAGCUUAGUUCGGCUUUUGCAUUAUUUGGCUCACUCUCCUCUUGGCUCUGUGACAUUACUGGAUUUUCGCCCUCGACAAUUUGUGAUUGUAGAUGGGGAAUUGAAAGUGACAGAUCUAGAUGAUGCCAGUAUCGAAGAAAGUUCUUGUACGAGUAAUAGUGACUGUUUUAUGGAAUUCCCAGCACGAAAUUUCACUCUUCCUUGUUCCGUUGAGGGACGUUGUCAAAACAUGAAUGAGAAGAGGAAUCUCUACAAUGCCUACAGGUUUUUUUUUACGUAUCUUCUGCCACACAGUGCUCCGUCCUCACUGAGACCAUUAUUGGAUAAGAUAGUCAAUGCAACAGGAGAACUUCACUGGGGAAUAGAUGAAACAGCUGCUCAGCUAGAAAGAGUUUUGAAUUUGUAUAAGAGUGGAGAGUACUUACAGAACACUACUCGGAUACCCAAAACCGAGUACAAACGGGUGCCUGCAGCUUUUAUUCCUGAUGAGAACUACAGAUGCUGGCCAUCUUACCAUCAUAAGGGCUGCCUCCUCUCCGUAUUUGAUGUCAACGAAGCCAUUGAGAUCUGUGACAGCUACUCCCAGUGCAAAGCUUUUGUCUUAACUAACCAGACGACUUGGACAGGUCGGCAGCUUGUCUUCUUCAAGAUGGCCUCAAAUCAUAUCAUGCCUGAUCCUGACAAGAUAACAUAUGUGAAAGUGACAGGCUGACAGCUAAAGUGGCUCAGUUUGACUUGUGAGUGACAAGAGCUGUUUGUGUAUAAAUAUAGGCAGCUGUUACGUUUAAGACGGCUGUGGCCGGAGAGAUAAUUGCACUAUUACUCAUUCUAAUCUAUAGAGUGCUAAACAAAACUUUAAAGAAAUAACCUGCAUGACCAGGAUGAAUGUGCAAUAAAACAACAUUUUGAAAAUGUGAUUUUUAAAACAAAGCAAAAUACAAAAUAUGAUACACUGUUAGGGUAUAAUUUUGGUUAUAAAUCAGCUGGCAGCUCUAGCUUUUCUAACUGAGGUUAGCAUAAUUUUUCUAACCUGCGCAUAUUUGCACAGGGAUGAAAGUUGAUCAUUUCUGUGGGAAGUCUGCAUCCUCUGCAUUGAUAUUUAUUUGGGCAAAUACAAUCACAACAGAGUUACUGAAGCAUAUCAGUUUGUAAGUUAAAUAUCAAACGUUACUGAAGACAAUCAGCAUUUGUGUUAAAGCUAUCAAAUAUGCAAGACCAACUUAUUUGUCAGAAUGAAAGAUUACUUCAUCAGUGAAUUGGUUGUGUUUAGAAUUGCAAGACUGUAGCUAAUUUUCAUUUUUGCUUCAAAUAUUACCAUAAAGUUUCAUUUUUAAUUUAAAGGAGUCAUGUUGUAGGUCUAGCAAAUCACAUAAGCAUAUGAAUAGUCCCACUGAAAGGGCAGGGACUUACCCAAGUGCUGAGUGCUUUGCUGAAAUAGGCCUAAGCAUAUGCUUACAAUUAAGCCUGUGCUUAAGACUUUUGUUGAAUCAAGUUUGAAUUGUUCACUAAGCCACAUCUUUGACAGACUGGCAAAGCAAUCCGUCUGGUGGAACAGUACUAUUUUAAUGAAUAUCUUACAAUUAUUCAUAUUUUUUAUCAUCAAAUCCUUGGUUUUCUAAGGCACUGCUUGCUAAUUCUUAGAGUGAAUGAAGUAAAUGACCUUAAUAAUGGCAAAUGAACGCUAGCCUUAAUUCUAUAUAAAAUGCAUUUUAUAGGCAUGGUGUGUCUAGAGUAUUUGCUUUCAGUGAAAGCAAUAAAGUAAAUGCUAAAGUGACCAAUGUCAUACUGUUUUGUAGUUUGUACAGUCAGGAAAAAAUGUACUUUUGUUUCUUAAAUUGUUUAUUUUUGUAAAAAAAAAAUAAAUAAAAGAUAAAUACA
This is a messenger RNA of Struthio camelus australis, 2174 nucleotides long. The record is from RefSeq and is a predicted model, not a curated record. NCBI's taxonomy places the organism in Eukaryota, Metazoa, Chordata, Aves, Struthioniformes, Struthionidae.